AUGGCCGGAAGAGCAGGAGUGAAUAGAAAUGGAAGUGGUGCGAGUGGUUUCACUGGGUAUCGCCGGAAUAUCCCCAACUCGAACUCCGGAAUGAACAAUGGAAAUGGACUGCCUCUCCAAGUUCAACCACCAGCUGCACCUAACAGUAACCAGCUGAACCUCAUCAACAACUAUGCAGCAGCUAAUUAUGCCGAUGGCGGGGAAUGCAUGGUGAGGGAGCAAGACAGGUUCUUGCCGAUAGCGAACGUGGUAAGGAUCAUGAGGAAGAUACUGCCGGGACACGCAAAGAUAUCGGAUGAUGCCAAGGACACCGUUCAGGAAUGCGUGUCAGAGUUCAUCAACUUCGUGACAGGCGAAGCCAAUGACCGGUGCCAGCGGGAGCAUAGGAAGACCAUCACCGCGGAGGAUGUGCUGUGGGCGAUGAGUAAGCUGGGCUUCGAUGACUACAUUGAGCCCCUGACCCUCUACCUCCAAUGCCACAGGGAGUUUGAUGCUACUGCUGCCCUUGGGAAACGAUCUGCUGCCGUCGCUGCUGCUGGUGGCGUUGAGAAUCAUCCGCCCGCCUCAGGCAUUGGCCUUGCCCCGCCUGCAGGAGGACCACCCCCACCCGUGAUGCAUUGUCUUCCGCACCACAACCCUGCUGCCCCUGCUGGAUUCUUCACUCCUCCUCCUCCUCCUCCUCCGGCCGGGUUUCUCAGCAGCGGCAGGCCUUCUUCCAGCAGCUCCCAGAGUGCUGUGGUAGCAGAGGAUAAUGGGGAGGAGGAUCAUCAAGACGUCGAGCACGGCAACAAGGACUAA
Molecule: messenger RNA, 798 nt
Organism: Oldenlandia corymbosa var. corymbosa
Lineage: Eukaryota; Viridiplantae; Streptophyta; Magnoliopsida; Gentianales; Rubiaceae
Source: the annotation of a GenBank genome assembly